Molecule: messenger RNA, 697 nt
Organism: Amoebophrya sp. A120
Lineage: Eukaryota; Dinophyceae; Syndiniales; Amoebophryaceae
Source: the annotation of a GenBank genome assembly
GCACCACCGUGCACCACACCCUUGGCUUUGGUUCAGCCUAGGUCUAGGACGAAACAAAAUGUUGUCCGAGCAGGUGUGUGUGGGUACGGCAUGACGAACGGAGGUAGCGCGUGCGUCUUUGCAAGAUGGCCUCUUGCUUACUAUUUUCAUCCCCUGGGCUUUUGUUUUAUCCUCCUCCUACUUCACGCGUUCGGGUUCCCCUUGGUCUUGCUUCAUCCUCUUUUGGUCGAGAUUGUUGCAGUGUGCGAAGACUAAGAUCUGCAUGUUCUGCUCAGCCACGAUGUGCAGCUGUUUUUUGUGGGUUUACUACAUAGGCUUGCGCUCAUCGACGGACUCGCUUUUAUGUAUCUUGUGCUGCCUCAGCCUCCGUGUCCAAGUCAGACUCAGAACAGACCUUUCUAUUUCUUCAUCAGCAGCCGCGGGCCGCAGCCUUUCUUGUUUUCUCUCCACUUUAUUUUGUUUUAUAUGCAUCCCAGAAAGGUGAGGGGUGAAAAAUCCGCCCCUCCCGAUGAAGCUGAAGGUCAGCGAAGCAGUUUUUACUUUUGGCCUCUUGUUUUUUUUCCUUUCUCCCCACCUAGAGGCGAGCACACAUGUUGUUUUUUUUCUUUUCUCUUCAAGUAAAACUAAAAUGCAAAAGGUCCUCGGACUUUUUUCGGAAGGUAAGAAUGUUCAUCUGAAGCUUCAAAAACUCUGGGAA